AUGACUAAUCGGGAAAACGAAGGGUUCUGCCACGAUUUCAUGUGGCGUUCAGGAAUGCAGAAAUACAGAAACAAAGAUGUCAUUGCGAUUUCGGAUAUCGACCGGGACGUCGCUCGUCGUACCGAAGCGCGGAAAGCUCAGGCCCGCAAGAUGAGGGGCGAGGCCGGAUUUGCGCCUGAGGCGGGUGGAGACAGCUCGUUGGGCAGUGUGUCUGCGAUGGCUCCACUGGGUGCAGGUGGAGGGGUGGGCGGCGGUGUCAACAGGCUCCGGCCGCUGUCGAUCGCCUCGACAUCCUCGACAUCGACAACCAGUUCGAGUCAUCAGAAACAUCCCUCUAACAGCUAUCUAGCAAGCGCCGAAAGUCUUCAGGAUGGCACGUUUUCACCGAUUUCCGAUGACGAAGGUGACGCGGGCGAUCGUCUCCGAUAUACCGAUAACGUUGCUCACGAAGUUCUCGAAACCGAACGAGCGUACGUCCACGACCUCGGAGUAGUCAUACAGGGUUACCAACGACCAAUGCGAGAAUGUGGAGUGACGGAGGGUUUCGUCAGCGAGGAAGAUCUAGCAAUACUCUUCGGCAACCUGGAGCAGAUUCUCAAGCUUCAUAGCGCUUUCCUCGAACGACUUACGAGCGAGUGUUCUCGGAGAUUACUGUCGCGUUCCGGCGAAACCGAUUACCCCGGAAGCAACGCGGUCGCUAUCGCCGAAUGCUUUCUGGCACAAUUCGGAGCGGAUCAGGGCGUUCAGGUCUACGCGAGUUAUUGCACGAACUAUCCACGAAGUCUGCAAGUGUUGAGUCGACUCGUGAAGCCUGAAACGCGAUCAUGUGCGUUGCUUUCAAAACUCCAAUUGGGCUUGGGGCACCGGAUGCAACUCGGUUCCUACCUCUUGAAACCUGUACAGAGAAUACUGAAGUAUCCCCUCCUUUUGGAUGCUCUGCGACAUUUCGAGAAAGAUUAUCCCGGCUGUGCGGGGCAGGACACCAUAGAGCGAGCGUUGCGGACCAUGCAGCAAAUCGCGAAUCGAAUCAACGAAAUCAAAAAAUUGGAUGAAGAUGCUGUGCGAGUUCAAGAAAUCCAAAGCCUCCUACAGGGGUGGCCUGGAAACGAUUUAACAACGUACGGGGGCCUCGUGGCCGAAGAGAAAGUCAUGUGCUCGAAGAAGCAUUUGAUGCACAUCUUCCUAUUUGAGAAAAUGCUCCUCAUCACGAAACGCAAACGAAAAUCCCCGAAUCUGCUCUUCUACACAAACCACAUCGCCACCAAUGAUCUGAUGGUCAACGAAAGUUCUUGGAUGGUCGUCGGGGACUGCUCCUUCCAGGUUCUCUCGAAAAGCAAUCGACAAAUUACAUAUGUUUUCGAGACGACGGGACGCGAACGGAAGAAACUCUGGUGCGAUCGUCUGAAUAAGAUCAUACUGGACUCCCUCGACAUACCGCCGGAGCAGCGUUCGAAGAUCCUUGAAAAUCUCCGACGAGAGCGGAAUCUCAACUACAACCUGAGCAAACGAGAGCACAAUAAUUCUUUGAAGGCGCACAAGAAAUCCUCCCGUGGAUUGGAUUCGCUCAAGAAAGCGACGAAUAUUCUGCAUCGUCGACGAGCAUCCGUGGACAACAGCAGUCUGAGGCCCAUGGCUCCGGUACCAAACGGCACCAGCGGGAGUCAGAUGUCCGCGGGUUCGAGGGACGCUUCCAGCAACGCUUCACUCCGGACAAAGAACAACAACAACCACACGAGCAGCUCAGCAAGUUGUGGCCGAUCGAGUUUGAAACUGAAGAGCCACUCAAAACACCACUCGUCGAAGGAUCACGGCAAACUCCGACGGUGUAUCAGUCAGAUGGAAUUGAGCCAAGCACAUCAGCGGGGUAGACGACGAGACGCAAGCCUCUCGUCGUCGUCGUCGUCGACGACCUCCUCGACGCGUUACGUACCGCACAGAUCGUCAUCGCUGCCGCGGUGGAUGAAGCUCAGCCCAGUCAAAAGUCAAUCGAAAAUACCUUGCGGCGGGGUCAGCGAUGCGCCGCGAAGCCGUCAAUGGAAACAUCUCCUGUUCACGAUGGGCAGCAGGCUCCGAACUUCGCUGUUGAGCACCGACAGUGGAGUCAGCAGCUCCUCUGCGACCGAGCAACGUCCCGCCUCGAUGGACUCGGCGCUCUUCUACACGAAUUCGGACUCCGAGGACGACGAGGAACACAUCGAGGAAGAAGAUCUCGAAUCGAACAACAGCUCGGGGUCCUUUUACGAGCGGAAUUUCGAGAUGUGUUGCCGAGACGACAUAUUCAGAGACUCGGCCAUAUUCUCGGAGGACCCAGAGAUUUCCGCGGAGUUCCUGAUGCGCGACUACGGGGAUCAGGUGCUGGGCGGCACCACUGAUCUGAAGCAUCUCGUGCGACAAUUGAACGAAGUUCACGAGAAGAGCGAAACGGACCUAGCCGAUUGA
Messenger RNA from Galendromus occidentalis (western predatory mite), 2439 nucleotides. Its product is annotated as pleckstrin homology domain-containing family G member 1. Gene Ontology annotation, molecular function: guanyl-nucleotide exchange factor activity; small GTPase binding. NCBI's taxonomy places the organism in Eukaryota, Metazoa, Arthropoda, Arachnida, Mesostigmata, Phytoseiidae. The record is from RefSeq and is a predicted model, not a curated record.